Clarias gariepinus (North African catfish) is the source of this 1236-nucleotide messenger RNA. It is a transcript of the gene mrpl16, whose product is annotated as mitochondrial ribosomal protein L16. NCBI's taxonomy places the organism in Eukaryota, Metazoa, Chordata, Actinopteri, Siluriformes, Clariidae. The coding region runs from base 120 to 899 and encodes 259 amino acids. The transcript is spliced from 5 exons. Gene Ontology annotation, biological process: mitochondrial translation. Gene Ontology annotation, cellular component: ribosome; mitochondrial large ribosomal subunit. Gene Ontology annotation, molecular function: rRNA binding; structural constituent of ribosome. The record is from RefSeq and is a predicted model, not a curated record.
GUGGCCGGAGAAAGAUGGCGGCGACCUUGCUUAAUGCAUGUUAAUAACGUUAACCGCUAUAACAUUUAGAAUAUGAAAUUGAAUGUGCUAGUUUGAUAUUUCUAACAUCAUAAUUCAGGAUGUUUGCGGUGUUUAGAUGUUUGUUUUCAGGACUGACGAGCAGGACGCUAGAAGCGCCAGCUCUCCUGCAGCAUCAUCAUCAUCAUCAUUUUAAAGUGCUCUCAGCUGGGCUGAAGACUUAUGAUGUUCCUCCAGACUACAGUGAUGUGGUUUUACCGGAGAGGCCCAAACUCAAAUUCUUAAAUAAAGUCCCUAAUUUAAAAAAGGCCAAGAAGGAGAUGAAGAACCUCCGUGACAUCCAGGGUCCGGCUACUACUGCCAACGCGUUUCGAUUUGGACAGUAUGGCAUUGUGGCCCUGGGUGGAGGAUAUCUGCACUGGGGUCAUAUGGAGAUGAUGAGGCUGACUAUUAAUCGGCGUAUGGACUCGCGGACCACCUUUGCCCGUUGGCGGAUUAGCGCUCCAUACAAGCCCAUUACUCGUAAAGGCCUGGGUCAGAGGAUGGGAGGAGGAAAAGGUGCCAUCGACCACUACGUUACACCGGUAAAGUGCGGCCGGUUGAUAGUAGAGGUCGGAGGUCAUCUUGAGCUCGGGGAAGUGGAGUCUGUGCUUAAAGAAGUGGCAAAGAAGCUGCCCUUCCCAGCCAAGGUGGUGAGCAGAGAGAGUUUGGCAGCCAUGCAGCUGGAGCAAGCCGAGAGGGAGGCCAACAACCAGAACCCCUGGACCUUUGAGAGAAUAGCCAGGUCUAAUAUGCUGGGCAUCCGCAAAGUCCUCAGCCCGUCCGAUCUCCACAAUCGCGGCCGCUACACCGGGAAAUUCUUCAAUCCGGACAGAGUUUAAGCCUCAGAGGAAGAAUAGUGGACUGAAAACUACAUUGACACUUCCCUCAAGAAUUUGCAACAAAAAAAAAAACGUUGUGCGAGAGUGUAUAAGCAUCAUACAUUAGGGGUUAAUGAUCAUCGGAUAUCAGAAAUGUUCUAAAUCACUACUGCUCCUCAUUUGUAAAGACUCUUAAAAAAAAAAGGUUGUGUAGGUGUAUAAUUCAUCACAGACAUUACCGCUGGAUCUGAGGAAAGAGGGGAAAUUGUGGACCAACCAUCUUUCCACACUGUGUGUCUGUGUGUGUGUGUGUAAAAAGUUUCAGAAUGUUUUCUAUAUUAAAGCAUACUUACACUGA